GCCGAAGUGCCGACCCCGCAUGCAAGCACGCAAGACCUCACUGAAAUGGCAAGUUUCGUACAACCGUACCAAUAAAGACGCUUGCGACCCCUGGCACUCCUGAGUAUACAACAACCCUUCACCUCACCCUGAUCAUGGCUGAAUCACCUCCUAUGGGCAAUGCCCUCGAUGCGAUCGGCAACACCCCAUGCGUACAGUUGCAACGAGUUGUACCAGAUGGAUGCGCGCGGGUCUUUGUAAAGCUUGAAUCACUGAAUCCGACGGGCUCCUACAAAGACCGUAUGGCAAGAUCCUUGAUUGAAGAAGCAGAGCGGAGAAGUGAUUUGCGACCCGGUAUGACCAUUGUAGAAGCUACUGGAGGCAGUACCGGCUCCUCGCUCGCUUUUGUUUGUGCUGUCAAGGGCUACAAAUUCCACGUUGUAUCGUCCAACGCCUACGCGGUCGACAAGCUACGAGCUAUGGCAGCGUUCGGCGCUGAAGUGGAUCUGGUCAACAGCCCUUCUGGUCGCAUCACAGCAGACUUGAUUCCAUCGAUGAUAGAACGUGCAAGGACGAUUGCUCAGGGCGACACUUACUAUCCUACCGACCAAUUCAACAACGCUGACGCUUACGUUGGCUACAAAGCACUCGGGCUGGAGCUGGUCAAUCAAUUUCCGAACGGCAUUGACGGGUUCUGCGCAGCCGUCGGUACAGCUGGUAUGAUCAUGGGCGUGUCGAAAAUCUUGAAGGAACGGUGGCCAAAAACUCAUGUUCGAAUUCUUGAGCCAGUAUCUGCGCCCACUAUUACCGAGGGGCGGAGUGGUGUGCAUGGCGUUGAGGGCAUAGGAAUUGGAUACAUACCGCCUCUUCUCGAGAAGGACCUCUAUGACGACGCAUGCGCAGUCCCGGAGGACGAAGGUCGUGCAAUGUGUCGACGUCUUGCGAAGGAGGAAGGACUCCUUGUCGGUACAUCCACCGGUCUCAACGUGACAGCUGCCAUUGCACUGGCAAAGCAACUGGGACCCGACAAGACUGUAGUAACGGUCGCGUGCGAUACGGGGCUUAAGUACAUGCAUAGAGAUCUGUAUGAGUAAUGCAGUCUCUUUGCCAAAAAUGCGAUGCCCGAUGCUGCCAUCUGACGGCGUGCCAAGGGAGAAGUGGGUCAAAAACCUCGGAGCCGAGAUGAUCACGGUAGGUGACCUUCGGCACCAUCCAAAUUCUUCCAAACUUGGGACUACAAAGAAAGAUCGUUACCUGAAGAGCGUGAUCUAACCUAGAACGACGGUCGAUGGAGGCAGGUCGACGAAAGGAGAAUUGAGAAUACUUUAGCAUUAACGGAUACCCAGGCACGACU
Messenger RNA from Alternaria alternata, 1333 nucleotides. RefSeq names its product pyridoxal phosphate-dependent enzyme, beta subunit. Gene Ontology annotation, biological process: L-cysteine biosynthetic process. The transcript has a single exon. Gene Ontology annotation, cellular component: cytoplasm. The record is from RefSeq and is a predicted model, not a curated record. NCBI's taxonomy places the organism in Eukaryota, Fungi, Ascomycota, Dothideomycetes, Pleosporales, Pleosporaceae. The coding region runs from base 135 to 1073 and encodes 312 amino acids.